CCUUUGCCAAGUUAACCUUCUGCUUGAUCUAAGUUAAUUUAUUGAUUGACGUUGAAAUAAUUUCGAAAUGAAUAUUCCUAAAGAUUACGAAGAAAAAGAUGUGGAGGAGAAACUACUGCAGCCAUAUUACCAUAUAAUCCAAGUGAAAGGAAAACUCAACAAGAAGAGGAUACCCCUCGCUUUCAACUACUGGUUCAAACUUCCAGAGCAAAAAGUGAAUGAAAUCGUAGAUUUAGUGAAUAUGCUAAACAAUGGAACUUUAAUCCUCGACGACAUCCAAGACUUCACCAAGCUUCGUCGCACCAUACCAGCUGCUCACCUCAUAUAUGGAAUACCUCUUUGUACCAACACUUCUGUACAUGUCUUGUUUCUAGCUGUAAAGAAGCUUCUAGAUAUGAAGGACCAUAGGGUCUAUGAGAUAUGUUUGGAAGAGAUGCUGGAUUUGAUUCGAGGACAGGGCAUCGACAUCUACUGGCGAGACACUCACACCUGUCCAUCGGUAGAAGAUUACAAGCUGGCAUGUAUACAAAAAACUUGUAGUAUGUUUAGCUUGCCCGUGAGACUGCUGCAACAUUUCAGCGAAGACAAGAGGGACUACAAAAGGCUUAUUCAGCUCAUUUCACUCUACUUCCAAAUAAGAGACGACUAUUGUAAUCUCAAUAAACCAGAGGCGCUGGAAGACUGGCCUAGACAAAAUGAAAACGUUCCGAGUAGUAAAGAAGAACUAUUUUGCGAAGACAUAACAGAAGGAAAGUUCAGCUUACCUGUUAUUCAUGCAAUGCAAUUUCUUGAGGGUGUUGGUGUAUUGAACAUUUUAAAACUACGCACCGAAGAUAGAGCCAUGAAAAAAUACUGUGUAUCGCUACUGCACAAGCUUGGCAGCAUGGAGUACACUAGGAAGGUGCUAGAGGAAAUGCAUAGAGAAGUUGAAAAUGAGAUCGCACGGUUGGGAGGCAACCCCCUCUUGGAUGAGAUUCUAAAAGAACUGCUGACAUGGAAGUGACCGAAUCCAUAUUUUGCCUUAUGGUGCUGGUGAAUAGAAGCGAGCUUAAUAAAGUUUUAUAUUAAUUGGU
Messenger RNA from Aricia agestis (brown argus), 1073 nucleotides. Its product is annotated as geranylgeranyl pyrophosphate synthase-like. Lineage: Eukaryota; Metazoa; Arthropoda; Insecta; Lepidoptera; Lycaenidae. Gene Ontology annotation, biological process: isoprenoid biosynthetic process. Gene Ontology annotation, molecular function: prenyltransferase activity. The transcript has 9 exons. Bases 68 to 1003 code for a protein of 311 amino acids. The record is from RefSeq and is a predicted model, not a curated record.